Messenger RNA from Hydra vulgaris (swiftwater hydra), 1067 nucleotides. RefSeq names its product chromobox protein homolog 7. Gene Ontology annotation, biological process: negative regulation of transcription by RNA polymerase II. The record is from RefSeq and is a predicted model, not a curated record. NCBI's taxonomy places the organism in Eukaryota, Metazoa, Cnidaria, Hydrozoa, Anthoathecata, Hydridae. Gene Ontology annotation, molecular function: chromatin binding. Gene Ontology annotation, cellular component: PRC1 complex; chromatin.
UUUUUUGCAACUAAAAGUAACAAAAAAGAUCUCAAUAAUAUUUUAAUAUUUUUAGUUUUACAUUCUACUGUCCCCCUCAAAUACAACUAUCUUAAAUGCCUAAGGACACUGGUCCUGGAGUUUUUGCUGCUGAAAAAAUAUUGAAAAAGAGAUAUAAAAAGGGGCGAGCUGAGUAUUUAAUAAAAUGGCAAGGUUAUUCAGCUAAGUAUAACACAUGGGAACCAGCUGCAAACAUACUUGAUGAAAGAUUACUUCAAUGUUAUAAAAGUUUACAAUCAGCUUCAAGAGGGAGAAAAAGAAAAAAAGGAUCAAUAAGCAAGUCAACAAAAAAAUCGAAACAUGAUGAGUCUUUUGAAGUGAAUGAUUCAACAGCAGAAGAUAGUGUAACGCAAGAUGAAGAUGAAAUUGUUUCAGUUGGAUCAGUAGAAGAUUCCAUUCAAUCAUCCAUUCAGGAUGAUUUGACCAAUGAACAAAAUGAGACAGCAACACUUAGUGACAGUUCUAAUAAGAAUGGAAAAAAACUUGGUAAAGAUUUAAAAUUGGGUAACGGAGAUAACGAUACGUCUGACACUAUGAUUCAUCAUAAUACACAAAAGAUGUCUUCUACUGUUCGUUUAACAGAAAAAACUUUUAGCAAAACUGAAACAGAAGAAGUAGAAUGCAUAUGUUGGAAAAAACCGCUGAUUGAUCAAGUCACAAUCACUGACGUCACACUAAAUGGAUUAACAGCAACUUUCACAGAAGCUUCAACAGACCAAGGUUUUUUUGCAUGAAAUAUUAUUACAAAGAAAUCUCAUAAGUAAUUCAGGGAUCAUGUUCAGCUAUUUAUUAUUAAUAUUUUGCUGUUUUGGAUGUCUAGUUGGCUUUAAAUACGCAUUUUAUAGUUGAGUUCCUUAUUUGUUAUUAAUUAUGAGUAAUCUACCAAUUCCAACGAAUAAUGAUAGAUAACCCAACGAUGUAAUAUUACGAUGUUGUGUAUAUAUUAUAGUAUCUAUUAGCGUGUGUAAUAUAUUUUCUGUAUUGUUUGCGUUAUGUGUAAUAUGAAAUAAACCAAGAUCAAAACAAAA